Messenger RNA from Ruditapes philippinarum (Manila clam), 590 nucleotides. Its product is annotated as C-type lectin domain family 17, member A-like. The record is from RefSeq and is a predicted model, not a curated record. The transcript is spliced from 4 exons. NCBI's taxonomy places the organism in Eukaryota, Metazoa, Mollusca, Bivalvia, Venerida, Veneridae. Bases 117 to 590 code for a protein of 157 amino acids.
UUUCUUACCUCAGAUACGUAUGAGCAAUCAAUGUAUAUAUAAGUUUGAUUUAACAUUUGAAAGUCAUUUAACUACAUUGGCGUUUCAAGUAAAACCUUCGUGUACGAUCAGAUAAAAUGAAGAUAAUUUUGGUUGCCAUUCUGCUCGUCUUUGGAUUUUCAGCAUGCGCAAAGGCAGACGACUCAAUAGAAAACGAUUUUGACGAGUUGGUUAAUCUCGUGAGUGACGUUAAGGAAAGGAUACAAUCUUUGAGAAGAAACGUCAAAGAGGAAUUACGAUCAAAAUGUGGAAAAAAUAAAUGUUCUAAAAAAUCAUGUGCGGAUGGUUGGGUCUCCUACAACGGGAAGUGUUACUUCUUUGAUAAUGAUCAAGCAUGCACUUAUGAAGAAGCAAGGGCAUUCUGCAAACAGAGAGAGUCUGUAUUGUUGUAUGUACAAGAUGAAGCAGAAAAUGCGUUUAUAGUCGGAAUGUUGGGCCGCUUGAAAUCAACUAGAAGCUGGUUGAUGGGAUUGAAACAAUCAGAAGGCCAACAAAAAUUUAUUCUCAACAUCUGGCUCCUCCUCGCACCGGUAUACUUUAAUGUUAAAUAG